GAGGAGAUAAGCGGUGAGGAGAGACAAUCCGGAAAGCAUCCCCAAGAAACAGAACCAAAAAGCAUCAUAAAUCACCCUACAUAUAUGUUCGUGGACCCGUGGCAAUGGAAAUAAGUGUGAAACCAGAGCCCAGAAAACCAGACACAUUUACGAAUAGGAAGACAAGCAGCUAGAGGAGAUCAGGGAUCAGUGGUGACCAUGCGCAGCGGGCGGAACUAUGUCCAGCGGCAGAGCGAAACGCUGGAGAGCAGCUUUGAGCUGGAGGAGCCGGAGGAUUACGAGCAGGAGGAUUCCGAGGGAGGAACUAAGGGAAGGAAGGAUCGCCAGGAGUCGGGCGAGCAGACCGACACACUGAGCACCCACAGCAGCAGUUCCACGCCGACGACGGCGGAUGUGGCCGAUGUGGAGACCAUCAGCUCCCUGCCCCUCUCUCCUCCUCCCGUCUCCGCCUUUGGCGUGGGGAUUCAUGGCAAUCAGCUGGUCAAGCGGCACUCGCCGCUGAAGGAUCAGCAACAUCAGCGGCAGCAGGCGGACAGCAGCUCCUCCAACUCCAGCGAAAGUCAGCAGCCCGAUCUGGAUGAUGUGCCCACGGUAAGUGGGUGCGAUCUGGGACACAACGAACCCUCUAAUCCAGCGUCCAACUCCUCCUCCUCCUCAUCCACAUCCUCCUCUUCCACGACCCCGCAGACAUCGCGGUAUGCAGCUGCAGCGGCACAUCCAAGCGCUGCCUUUGCGGAAACGGCGGCCACCUCGGGAUCGGGAGGAGCUAGAGCAAGUGGAGGAGCAGCUGCCCAUAGGCGCACCCAUUCGGCGGCGUCCUACAUCUCGAUGAGAUCGCAGGGCGGCAACUCGGAGGCGCCGCCAGAGCGACCAAAGCGCAACCGAUUCUUCGAGUGGAUCAGGGUUGUCUGCAACAUCUGCUGCUGCAAGAGUUCCGGAAUCGGGGAGCCGAGUGUUCAUCAUGCGCUGGUUGUGAUAUUUCUAGAGUUCUUCGCCUGGGGUCUGCUGACGAUGCCCAUAAUAUCGACCCUCAACCAGACGUUCCCGGAUCACACAUUCCUCAUGAACGGCCUGGUCAUGGGCAUCAAGGGGAUCCUCUCGUUCCUGUCGGCGCCUCUGAUCGGCGCCCUUUCGGACAUCUGGGGCCGAAAGUUUUUCCUAUUAGUCACAGUAUUCUUCACCUGCCUGCCCAUACCGCUGAUGUCCAUCAAUACGUGGUGGUUCUUUGCCAUGAUCUCAAUAAGCGGCGCCUUCGCCGUCACCUUCUCGGUGGUCUUUGCCUAUGUGGCGGAUGUCACCACGCCGGAGGAGCGAUCCAAGGCCUAUGGCCUGGCCUCGGCCACCUUUGCCGCGAGUCUGGUCAUCUCGCCGGCUCUGGGCAAUGCCCUGAUGGAGAUGUACGGCGACACGCUGGUCGUGGCCCUCUCCACGGCCAUUGCGCUGUUGGAUGUCUUUUUCAUCCUGGUCGCUGUGCCGGAGAGUCUGUCGGAGAAGAUGCGGCCGGCCUCGUGGGGAGCGCCCAUCAGCUGGGAACAGGCGGAUCCUUUUAUGGCUCUUCGCAAAGUGGGCACCGAUAAGACCGUGCUGAUGCUCUGCCUCACCGUGCUGUUAUCCUAUCUGCCCGAGGCCGGGGAGUACUCCUGCAUGUUUGUCUAUCUGAAGCUCAAGAUGGGCUUCAACUACGUGGAGGUGUCCGUCUUUAUAGCCAUAGUUGGCAUCCUCAGCAUCACAGUGCAAGUCACACUGGGCUCUUUCAUGCAGGUGUUUGGGGCCAAGCGCACAAUCAUUAUGGGCCUAGCCCUGGAAAUUGUGCAGCUGCUGUGGUACGGCUUUGGCAGUCAAAAGUGGAUGAUGUGGUCGGCUGGCGUGGUGGCUGCCCUGGGCUCCAUCACCUAUCCCGCCAUCAGCGCCUUUGUAUCCCUCUACGCGGCUCCCGAGAGUCAAGGUGCUGUCCAGGGCAUGAUCACAGGAAUGAGGGGCCUGUGCAAUGGCCUGGGGCCGGCGGUGUUCGGCGUCGUCUUCUAUCUGUUCAACGUGGACCUGAACGACGACCACGACUCGCAUGCGAAGAGCAGCGGCAGCAGGGCGACGAAUGUGGAGAAGAUUUCGCAGCAUGUGCCGGGACCGCCCUUCGUUUUCGGCGCCUUGUGCGUCUUCUGUGCCAUAAUAGUAGCGGCGUUCAUUCCGGAGGGUCAGACCUCCACCUUGGAAAAGAAACGUGCCUCGCUCGAUGUGCAGUACGAGAUUGAGACGGGCCACAAGGCGCCCAGCUCCCUGGCGCCGCUCAUCCGCUCCGACUCGCUGGCGCAGCUGUAGUGCUCCAUCGCUCCAUCGCCGGCAUCGUCGUCCUAUUCCCACACACACACAACUUGAACUUGAACCCAGCUGGUGGCUAUAGAGAGAUACAUACGUAUAAGCAGUGUUAAGGAGUUAAGGAUGAUUUUGUAACUGUAACAAAUGCUGUAACUAGUUUGGCUUUAGUUUCCGAGUCUAUUAGGUGCAUAUACAUAUACAUACAUAUAUAUAUAUAUAUAUCGCAGAUCAGGC
Messenger RNA from Drosophila takahashii, 2547 nucleotides. RefSeq names its product hippocampus abundant transcript 1 protein. Lineage: Eukaryota; Metazoa; Arthropoda; Insecta; Diptera; Drosophilidae. The record is from RefSeq and is a predicted model, not a curated record. Gene Ontology annotation, molecular function: transmembrane transporter activity. Gene Ontology annotation, cellular component: membrane. Gene Ontology annotation, biological process: transmembrane transport.